Oncorhynchus tshawytscha (Chinook salmon) is the source of this 2170-nucleotide messenger RNA. Its product is annotated as sister chromatid cohesion protein PDS5 homolog A-like. Gene Ontology annotation, cellular component: chromatin; nucleus. The record is from RefSeq and is a predicted model, not a curated record. Gene Ontology annotation, biological process: mitotic sister chromatid cohesion; DNA repair. NCBI's taxonomy places the organism in Eukaryota, Metazoa, Chordata, Actinopteri, Salmoniformes, Salmonidae.
GGAAACGAUGUGAAGAGAGAGACAGAGACAGAGAGAGCUUGAAGUUGAAACAAACAUAACGAAGUUGAUUUAUCUUUAUUUUCCUGGACAAAUAAAGUUGUUUUUUACUUCUAAACGCUAAACAUGACAGGAAGUCGUUCGCAGAAAGAGAGGCCAGUAGAGGACUGUGUGGAUUAAAACGACGACCAGCAUGGAGUUCCCGCAGCAGCAGAAACCGGCGGGGGACAGCAAGAUCACCUACCCGCCUGGAGUGAAGGAAAUCACGGAGAAGAUAAGCAACGAUGAGGUGGUGAAACGGCUGAAGAUGGUGGUGAAGACCUACAUGGACAUGGACCAGGACAGCGAGGAGGAGAAGCAGCAGUAUCUGAACCUGGCUCUCCAUCUGGCCUCAGAGUUCUUCCUGAGGAACCCCAAGGACGUGCGGCUCCUGGUGGCCUGCUGCCUGGCUGACAUCUUCAGGAUCUACGCCCCUGAGGCCCCUUACACCUCACACGACAAACUGAAGGACAUCUUCCUGUUCAUCACCAGACAGCUGAAAGGACUGGAAGACACCAAGAGCCCACAGUUCAAUAGAUACUUCUACCUGCUGGAGAACCUGGCGUGGGUAAAGUCGUACAACAUCUGCUUUGAGCUGGAGGACUGCAACGACAUCUUCAUCCAGCUCUUCAAGACGCUCUUCUCUGUCAUCAAUAACAGUCACAAUCAGAAGGUCCAGAUGCACAUGUUGGAUCUGAUGAGUUCUAUAAUAAUGGAGGGAGACGGAGUCACACAGGAACUACUGGACACCAUCCUGAUCAACCUGAUACCUGCUCACAAGAACCUGAAUAAGCAGGCGUACGACUUGGCCAAGACUCUGCUGAAGAGGACCGUUCAGACCAUAGAAACAUGUAUCGCAAACUUCUUUAACCAGGUCCUGGUGAUGGGCAAGUCUUCAGUCAGUGAUCUGUCAGAACACGUGUUUGAUCUGAUCCAGGAGCUGUUCUCCAUCGACCCUCUGCUGCUCACGUCUGUCAUGCCCCAGCUAGAGUUUAAACUCAAGAGUAACGACGGAGAAGAGCGUCUAGCUGUGGUCAGACUGCUGGCCAAGCUGUUUGGAGCCAAAGACUCAGAACUGGCCACUCAGAACAGACCGCUGUGGCAAUGCUUCCUGGGACGGUUCAAUGACAUCCAUGUCCCAGUGAGGCUUGAGUCGGUCAAGUUCGCUUCCCACUGUCUGAUGAACCAUCCAGACCUGGCCAGAGACCUCACAGAGUUCCUGAAAGUGCGAUCACAUGACCCAGAGGAGGCGAUCCGACACGACGUCAUGUCAACGAUCAUCAACGCCGGGAAGAAAGACCUGAACCUGGUUAACGACCAACUGCUGGGCUUUGGGGAGAGGACCCUGGACAAGAGGUGGAGGGUACGUAAGGAGGCGAUGAUGGGUUUGGCCCAGUUGUUUAAGAAGUACUGUCUCCAUCAUGAGGCUGGGAAGGAACAGGCCCAGAAGAUCUCCUGGAUCAAAGACAAGCUGCUCCACAUCUACUACCAGAACAGCAUCGACGACAAGUUGUUAGUAGAGAAGAUAUUUGCUCAGUACAUGGUCCCUCACAGUCUGGACACUGAGGAGAAGAUGAAAUGUCUUUACUACCUGUAUGCCUGUCUGGAUACCAACGCUGUCAAGGCUCUGAAUGAGAUGUGGAAGUGUCAGAACAUGUUGAGAGGUUUGGUCAGAGAACUGCUGGACCUUCACAAACUACCUGCCUCUGAAGCCAACACCACGGCCAUGUUUGGAAAGCUGAUGACCAUUAGCAAGAACCUCCCUGAUGCUGGUAAGGCCCAGGACUUCAUGAAGCGGUUUAACCAGGUGUUAGGAGAAGAUGAGAAGCUCCGAGUCCAGCUGGAUACUCUCAUCAGCCCAACCUGUUCCUGUAAACAGGCUGAGCUCUGUGUGAGGGAGAUUACUCGUAAACUGACGUUCCCGAAGCAGCCCACCAACCCCUUCCUGGAGAUGGUGAAGUUCCUGUUGGAACGCAUCGCUCCUGUCCACAUCGACUCAGAGGCCAUCAGUGCUCUGGUCAAGCUGCUGAAUAAGUCUAUUGAGGGAACGGCUGAUGAUGAUGAGGAAGGUGUCACACCAGACACUGCCAUCCGCUCUGGGCUGGAACUACUGAAGGUAUGGAUGGAGGGAUGA